Varanus komodoensis (Komodo dragon) is the source of this 6553-nucleotide messenger RNA. It is a transcript of the gene PPM1H, whose product is annotated as protein phosphatase, Mg2+/Mn2+ dependent 1H. The transcript is spliced from 10 exons. Lineage: Eukaryota; Metazoa; Chordata; Lepidosauria; Squamata; Varanidae. Gene Ontology annotation, molecular function: protein serine/threonine phosphatase activity. The record is from RefSeq and is a predicted model, not a curated record. Gene Ontology annotation, biological process: protein dephosphorylation. The coding region runs from base 49 to 1599 and encodes 516 amino acids.
UCCGCGGGUGCCGCCGGCGGCAGCAGCAGCAGCAGCAGCAGCAGUAAUAUGCUCACUCGGGUGAAGUCAGCCGUGGCCAAUUUCAUGGGAGGCAUCAUGGCUGGCGGCUCGGGCUCGGAGCACGGCGGCAGCAGCGGCGGCGGCUUGGAUUUGCCCCUCCGCUUCCCUUACGGCAGACCCGAGUUCCUGGGGCUGUCUCAGGACGAGGUCGAGUGCUCCGCCGACCACAUCGCCCGGCCCAUCCUCAUCCUCAACAAGGAGACCAAGCGCCUGCCUUGGACCACGGGAUACGCCGAGGUGAUCAAUGCAGGGAAAAGUACACACAAUGAAGACCAGGCCAGCUGUGAAGUGCUCACUGUAAAGAAGAAAGCAGGUGGAACUAAUUCUACACCAAACAAAAACUCCUCUACCAAACGGAGGUCUUCCUUGCCAAAUGGGGAAGGAUUGCAGCUGAAGGAGAAUUCAGAAUCCGAUGGCAUCUCUUUCCAUUACUGGUCAUUAUUUGAUGGGCAUGCUGGCUCUGGAGCAGCUGUGGUGGCAUCCCGCCUGCUUCAGCAUCAUAUCGCGGAGCAGCUGCAGGAGAUUGUGGACAUCCUGAAAAACUCUGCUCUCCCUCCCCCAACCUGCCUGGGGGAAGAGCCCGAAAGCACGAAUGCCAACAGCAGAACUCUAACCAGGGCCGCCUCAUUACGCGGGAGCUCCGGCGCACCAGGCUCACCCAGCACCCCACCAACACGCUUCUUUACGGAGAAGAAGAUCUCCCACGAGUGCCUUGUUAUCGGGGCUAUUGAGUUAGCAUUCAGGGAAAUGGAUUUGCAGAUAGAGCGAGAAAGGACUGUGUACAAUAUUUCUGGGGGUUGUACAUCCCUUAUUGUGGUGUAUCUGCUAGGAAAGCUCUAUGUGGCAAAUGCUGGAGACAGCAGGGCCAUUAUAAUCAGAAAUGGAGAAGUCAUUCCGAUGUCGUCAGAAUUCACUCCCGAAACAGAGCGUCAGCGUCUCCAGUAUCUGGCAUAUAUGCAGCCCCACUUGCUGGGAAAUGAAUUUACACACUUGGAGUUUCCAAGGAGGGUUCAGCGUAAGGAAGUUGGAAAAAGAAUGCUUUACAGAGACUUCAACAUGACUGGCUGGGCAUACAAAACCAUUGAAGAAGAUGACUUGAAGUUUCCCCUUAUAUAUGGAGAAGGCAAGAAGGCUCGAGUCAUGGCAACUAUUGGGGUUACAAGAGGACUUGGAGAUCAUGACCUGAAGGUGCAUGACUCAAACAUCUACAUCAAGCCUUUUUUGUCCUCAUCACCAGAGGUGAGAGUGUAUGAUCUUCUCCAGUAUGAACAUGGACCAGAUGAUGUGCUUAUCUUAGCUACAGAUGGACUCUGGGAUGUUCUAGUAAAUGAAGAAGUGGCAGAAGCAGUCACUAACUUCUUGCCAAACUGUGACCCUGAUGAUCCCCACAGGUACACAUUAGCAGCUCAGGAUUUGGUAAUGCGAGCCAGAGGAGUGCUGAAGGACAGAGGCUGGAGGAUAUCCAAUGACAGGCUGGGCUCGGGAGAUGACAUUUCUGUCUACGUCAUUCCUUUAAUACAUGGAAACAAACUGUUGUAAAACAGACACCAAACUGGUAACAGGGAAGGUGUGCUUUUUAGUAAAGAUCUUUGGAAAUGAUAGGCUAUCAGGAAAUGAAAACAGUGCUUCUAACCAAUAUAUUCUAUUCUAACCUUGAUUGGACUGGGUUAUUUCUACCUGAAAUAUAGGGGCUGAAUUGUACAUGAUUUAACGAUACUGCUUAGGAGUUACAGCUUCCCUAUGUUUACAGUUUUGGUGCAUAUCAGGACCAGAACUUUAAUGCUGCUAGUGUAUUAGUGAUUUCUUUUUACUAUCCCUCCUGGUGAGGACCCUAUUGUAAUCAGAUAGAAGAAUUUAUCUUUCCAGUUUAAUGUAGCCUGAAAUGCCACUUGAGAUGUGACUUGGGAAAACCAUAGUUGAAACUGGUAAGGAAGCCAUUACUCCCUUCCCUCAGACUUACCAGUAUCAGCUGACUUUACUAUAGAACAAGUUUAAUUUAUAAGGUAUUAAGGUAUUAAACCUGAUAUGACAUUUAGUUGGUUGUUCUAAAACUGUUGAUGCUUCUCAGUGGAAAACUUCUAGAUUGUUUUAUUUAUGUACAUGAAUUCAAGCUUUUUGCUGUUUUACACCACCAUAAAAAUCUUGGAACUUCACAGGUCCUUUUCUCUGCUUUGGCACUGAAGCCAACUUUUUCUCUGGACUUUGUCCAGCACCUGCCUGAAAGAACAGGGGAACAUUGGAUGGGAAAUGUGUUCUUGUGCUAUAGUUUAUCAAAAUUUGUGUGUAUAUAACUAUGAUGUAGCAGACUGGGAGAAUUCUUUAGAAAGAUUUCCCUGAAAGUCAGAGUUUCUUUGGCACUAGAUAUUUUCUUUCAUUGAAUACUUCUGUUUCUUCUACAUGUAUCCUUGUUAUGCAUACUGUUUAAUUCAUUGUACUUGGUAAUUUUUUUUUUUGUCGUUUGAGUUCAUUUAAUUAACUGAUGCUUCUGUUUCAGAGCUCUCCUUCAGAACAGUAGUGUUUUAUCUUUUCCUUCUAAUCCUUCACUGAUUCCCCUUUCAGAUUAUUCUUUUUACCGCUUCCUGUUUCUUGGCAGGUAGCAGUAUGCCGAGAUGGUAGAAAAAGGGCCAAUGCAGAAAGACAAGAUCCACUAGCUUCUUUCCUGUUCUCUAUCACUCUGUACAUUAAUAGGUUCAGAGUACAUUACAAGAAGCAUUCCACCAAGACAUGUACUCAUGCAAGAUAACUUACAUUUAUAAAUAUAUAGAAGUCACUUCUUCUAGGAUGGGAUUUCUGAGAGUCUUUUUUUCCUUCCCAAAAGAUAACUGUUUGAUUGGUUAUAGGUGAUUAUAAGUUUGGCUUCACAGGUAUUAUUGUCUUAGCAAAGAACUACAACACAUACACAACUUUGCUUGUAGUAAUUUGGCUGAGUAGGCUGAUAGAAAUAGUGGAUUGCCGCUUUUGAAUUAUCUCAAAAGUGUUAAGUUAUUCCUAAAGAAAAGCUACAGUAUAACAAGAAUGGUACAUGCUUUCAUUAUCUUCUAGUACAUGCUUUCAUAAUCUUCUCUAUCUUGCUUGAAACAGCCUGAAUAUAUACAAUAUAUUGUAUAUUUCCAAUGGAGCAGGCCUUCCAUUUUCACUACUACACUAAUUUUUUCAUACCACCUUUGCAUUAAGUUCAAUGGUCUCUUUUAACAUGUUACUCUUUCAACUUGUUUCAUUCUGCAAUUGAAGAUAAUUAUUAGCCUUUGACAUUCAGUAUAUUUGUGCAAUAAUGUUUUUUUCUGACAACAGAACAUAUGAGAUUAAAAUUUCUUUAAAUCGUUUCAUAGUUCACUUUUUGGUCAAUCAGCAAUACUUUUUAAAUUUACUUUCAGUACACUACCUUGCUUGCUCAUUAUGAUAUAUUCAGAUCAUCACAUCACUUUCCUUAAAGAAAUCUGGGAUGUGGAUAUAGUAUAGCAUAGAACGGAUUUCCACAUAUACAUGUGAGCGUUUUUCGUUUAGGUAAUAUGUUAACCUGCAUUAUCAUUAGCAUUCAAACUCAUUUUGUGCAUCUUUAUUGCAUGUUUUUUCUUUUGUAGAAUAAUAAUGUAGAAUAUUAGUUCAAAAUGUAGUAUGAACCCUGAAACACAUUCAGUGCUGUUUCUUCAUUCUGUUUGGUGAUCAUAGGAAGUGCACUUUUCCACAGGAUAUUUUCCUACGUCCUGUGCUGUAAGUGUAACACAUACACAAAACACACACCCCUUUGAUAAUAAACCAUCCCCCAGUGUCACUCAGACAGAGGAUUUUUGUCAAUGCAAAAACACUAUUGAUUGAAUUUUCAUUUUGCUCUACCGCAAACAUAUACUAUAUGUGAAAGCAGUCUUGACUGUAGUCCAGCAGUACAGCUGCAUUUCAAAAUGGAUCACAAGGACCAAUAUGAGAAAUUGGAUACAUUCAGCAUAUAUUACUUAGACUGCUACUUUGAUCAGAAGGAUUAGAAAGACAGCACUGAUACAUUUAAAUAGAUCCCUUUCCAGUAUUCUGUAUGAUUCCACAUUACUUCAUCCACAGUGAGUGGUAUAAUUGCAAAUACUUCAUAAUUUGCAUGAUAUGCAGUGGAAGAUACAUCUUUCCACUAGCAGUCUCUUCAGAAGUAGUAGUAGUAGAAAUUACUGUUGUGUUUUAUAAGGCUUAAAUCAAAGUAGCAAACACAAAAUAGAUAAACCCACCGUUGCUGAUGUUCAAAUAUAUUCUUAGGAUAAAGCCUGUUUUAUAAAGCAAUAUAUAUAGAGUUUCCUGUUUUACGCCACCUAAUUAUGAUUCAAAAAUCAUCCUAGCAUCCCUUUUAAAUGGCUUUGCCUAAGUAAUAUUAUAUUGACUACAGAGUAUUUCUAGAGAGACCAAAGCCCGACUCAGGAUUGAUAAAUAAAGAGAUUUGAACUCCUUUGAAUGAACUCAGAAAUAUAUUCUGAUUUAUUCUGAAGUUUUUCUUUUUUUAAUCUCCAGAAGGUGCAGUUAAGUCAAAGUUUUAAUUGCUUAGAAGUCUUUUGGACUCACUAUUUCUCUGUAUAAAACAUUUUUGAUCUUGUUUGAAAGAAUGAUGCUUUUCAAACAGCCAUGCACUUUCUAAAUGAGCAGAUUUUAUAAGAUCUUAUGGCCAGGAUCAAGACAGGCAUGAGUAGCAGCUCCACUUCUUCUUAAAAGCUUCCUCCCAAAGUUGGGGGGGGGGGGCCCUAGAGAGAAACACCCUGUAAACCAUUAAAGGGCUGUCCAAAACUUUUGCACCAUCUCCUGUAGCAUUGAGUGGUUUAGAUCUCUUGUCAUAUGCAGUGACAUGAAACGUAUUAAGCUGUGACAUGAAACAUUUACUAUGUCCACCAGAGAGCUAUGCAAACUGUUUUCCAAUUGAAGGGGUGUUUUUGUUUUUGGGAAGGCAAGUUCUGCUAGGAUAGCUUAACUAAGCUUAUGCUUCCAUGACAAAUAUAUAUAAUUGAUUUUCUUACAUGUACUGAAAUCAUUUUGAUUAAUUAUAGGUCAGAAUUUAGUAUUAUCAAAAAAGAAUCAUGGUUAAAAAUACCAAGGUGCAUACACAGUGUGUACCUUCAUGGUGAAAGAUUAUUAUAUAUUAAGGUUUCUUCAGUGUAGAUGAGAAAUUGUCUUUGGGCCACAAUAUAUUUCAACAGUGUUAGUAACAGAUCAUUGAUAGAACCUUUCCCAAAGACAAUCAGGAAAGACUUGCAUAUUGGUCAUCUCACAUAAGACAGAAUUGGAAAAGGCUUUAGGCAAAUAUAAAUUAAGAUAAUAUGGACAGGAAAUUAAUUAAUCUUAUGGAGCAGUUGAGAUAAGUUGACAGUGUGAUCAGUGUUCACUCUGAAAUUUUAAAAUCUAUCAAGUUUGACCAAAUAAACUAAGUAAAACUAUAGAAAUUGCACAGGGGAGACUUUGGUAGAUCACUUGGCUCAUCUACUGUAUUUCCUCUGUCCCUUAAUUUCAAAAAUUCUGGAACAAGCUUGUAAUAAGCAUUCAUCUUUUUAUCAUGGCUACAAUUCCAGGCAAAGUACAUGGAAAAUUUAGAUUUACAGAUAUGGUGUAAAAUUUGUUUUGCCAAGAUAAUUAAUAGAAUUUGACUGAUAUUUGCAAUUUCUUCCUAAACAUAGCUAUUAUAUCAUUAUUUUUAUCAAACAAUCUAAGAGCUUCAUUUAAUUAUUCCCAUAAUGCCCAUGAGAACAGAUGCAUGUUAAAAUUUAAAACCAGGAACACAAGACAAUUACAAGUGAUCAUAGCCAAUAAGAAAUUUCAAAACAUUACAAGUCUUGUCAAAAUGUGAUGGGAACACUGCCUCUCUCUACAUAUUUUGAUGUAAAAUACUCUUUCUAGGUUUCUUCUCUGGGCUUUGAUACUUGUCUUUCAUGAUAAUACACUACAUUCCUACCAACUCCAUCUCAUAUCUCUUGCCCUUUCCAUAUGCUGUCUUGUGGUUUGCAUUGUAUUGUUGUGAGCUAUUAAAAAUUGCACUCUCUUUCAUUCUCCUCAAUUUGCAUUUCUGUUGUAUGAAGAUGUGGAUACGAUGUAGACAGUGGCCAAAUACCUCUUCAUUCUGCCAAAUUCUACCUACAUUAUACUUGAAGGAGGCUUUUUCCUGUCAACCUCCACUUUAUUUUGAUGUUCCAUUGUAUUUCAGUUUAAUUCAGCAGCUGCCAUUUUCUUCACUUCUUUGUUGGCACAGUGACUGUACUUAAGGAAUGUAUUUUCUGAGCUCAGCAUUCCAAACAAUGAAAAGUGUCUGUUGGAUAAAAAUGGUUUGGAUCAAUGUAUUUAAGCGUUGUGACUGUGAAAUGUCAAACUUUUUGUAAUCUGAGAACAAAAAAAUGUUUAGUAAAGGGAUAUAUUUUAUGUGUUUUGAAACUUUUCAGUGCAAUGUAAUAAAGAAGGAAGCUGGAAUAUGUAUGCACAACUAAGUUUUAAAAUGAAAUUGUAAAAAAUAAAUAUAAAAACUUAUUUUGGCUCUUUA